Euleptes europaea (tarantolino) is the source of this 1071-nucleotide messenger RNA. RefSeq names its product CCAAT enhancer binding protein beta (gene CEBPB). The record is from RefSeq and is a predicted model, not a curated record. The transcript has a single exon. Gene Ontology annotation, biological process: DNA-templated transcription; regulation of transcription by RNA polymerase II; regulation of cell differentiation. Lineage: Eukaryota; Metazoa; Chordata; Lepidosauria; Squamata; Sphaerodactylidae. Gene Ontology annotation, molecular function: DNA-binding transcription factor activity, RNA polymerase II-specific; RNA polymerase II cis-regulatory region sequence-specific DNA binding. The coding region runs from base 1 to 1071 and encodes 356 amino acids.
AUGCAACGCCUGGUGACCUGGGACGCGGCAUGUCUCCCCCUCCAGCCCGCGGCCUUUAAAUCCAUGGAAGUGGCCAACUUCUAUUACGAGGCGGACUGUCUGGCUGCCCUGAGCAAGCUGCACCCGCGGGCCGCGGGGGGCCGCGCCCUCACCGAGCUCACCGUGGGCGACCACGAGCGGGCCAUCGACUUCAGCCCCUACCUGGACCUGGCCGCCCAGCAGCAGCAGCAGCAGCAGCCGCCGCCGCAGCAGCCGCCGCCGCCGCCUUCCUCUGCGGCACCAGGGGGCAACUUUGAGCCGGUUUGCAGCGGCGGCGGCGGCAACAGCGGCGGCCCCGAUUUUCUCUCGGACCUCUUCUCCGAGCAGGACUACAAAGGCGGCGGGAAGAAGCACCCCGACUACCCCUACCUCGGCCUGGCGCGCCACGGCCUCCACCCGCCCGCCGUCGGGCAGGGCCACAAGGCCGGGCCGCUGCUGGGCUGCUUCCCGCCCCAGAUGGUGGAGACCAAAGUGGAGCCCGUCUUCGAGCACCUGGACUCUUGCAAAGGGCCCCGCAAGGAGGACGGCGGCGGCGGCGGCGGCGGGGGGGCCGGGCCGGGCCUGGGGGGCCUGGCCUCGCCCUACGGCAGCACGGCGCGCUCCUACCUGGGCUACCAGUCGGUGCCCAGCGGCAGCAGCGGCAACCUCUCCACCUCGUCGUCGUCCAGCCCGCCCGGCACCCCCAACCCGUCCGAUUCCUCCAAGUCCGCCUCGGCCGGAGGAGGGGGCGGCGGCGGCGGCGGGGGGGGCGCUUACCCGGCCGGCGGGGGCAAGCACAAGGCCAAGAAGUGCGUGGACAAGCACAGCGACGAGUACAAGCUGCGGCGGGAGCGGAACAACAUCGCCGUGCGCAAGAGCCGCGACAAGGCCAAGCUGCGCAACCUGGAGACGCAGCACAAGGUCUUGGAACUGACGGCCGAGAACGAGCGGCUGCAGAAGAAGGUGGAGCAGCUCUCCCGCGAGCUCAGCACCCUCCGGAACUUGUUCAAGCAGCUGCCCGAGCCCCUCUUGGCCUCCUCGGGACACUGCUAG